AUGAGACACAGUGUAGAGGUGAGACACAGUGUAGAGAUGAGAGACAGUGUAGAGGUGAGAGACAGUGUAGAGAUGAGAGACAGUGUAGAGAUGGGACACAGUGAGAUGAGAGACAGUGUAGAGAUGAGACACAGUGUAGAGAUGAGACACAGUGUAGAGAUGAGACACAGUGUAGAGAUGAGACACAGUGUAGAGAUGAGAGAGAGUGUAGAGAUGAGAGACAGUGUAGAGAUGAGACACAGUGUAGAGAUGAGACACAGUGUGAGAGAUGAGAGACAGUGUAGAGGUAAGACACAGUGUAGAGAUGAGACACAGUGUAGAGAUGAGAGACAGUGUAGAGAUGAGAGACAGUGUGGAGAUGAGACACAGUGUAGAGAUGAGAGACAGUGUAGAGAUGAGACACAGUGUGAGAGGUGA
Messenger RNA from Homarus americanus (American lobster), 417 nucleotides. RefSeq lists its product as uncharacterized. NCBI's taxonomy places the organism in Eukaryota, Metazoa, Arthropoda, Malacostraca, Decapoda, Nephropidae. The coding region runs from base 1 to 417 and encodes 138 amino acids. The transcript has a single exon. The record is from RefSeq and is a predicted model, not a curated record.